AUGGCCUUGCAAACAGCUACUCCUCCAACUGCUCCGAGUGCCGAAAUGGUUGGUAAUGCAUUUGUUGAGCAGUAUUAUCACAUUCUUCACCAAUCUCCAGAAUUGGUCUAUCGGUUUUACCAGGAGUCUAGCGUGAUAAGCCGUCCUGAUUCCAAGGGUGUGAUGACAUCAGUUACAACCAUGAAAGGUAUUAACGAGAAGAUUCUUUCGCUAAAUUUCAAGGAAUUUAAAGCAGAGAUAAAGACCGCAGAUGCUCAAAAGUCGCACAAUGAAGGAGUGACGGUGCUGGUAACUGGAUGUUUGACUGGGAAGGAUAACUUGCGAAGAAAAUUCGCGCAGUCGUUCUUUCUUGCUCCACAAGAGAUCGGCUUUUUUGUUCUGAAUGAUGUUUUUAGGUAUGUGGAAGACCGCGAACCUUCAGAACUGCAUCCAGUUAACGAAAAUCAUGAUGCUAUCGCUGUUACUGUAACCACCGAACCAGAGCCAAUUCACGUUGCUGAUCCACCUCCACCGGACCCUGCGAAUUCUCACGUGAUAGAGCGGCGAGUUGUUGCUGAGAAUGCUUACGAGCCUUCUAACCAUCAUGAGACAAAGAUAGUUGCUGAGAAUGAAGACAUCGUAGAGGCUGAUUUUCAAUCGAAUGAGAAUGAUGAUUCCCAGGAAGCUUCAUCUCUAGAGGAUGCUCCGAAGAAGUCUUAUGCGUCGAUUGUUAAAGUCCAAAAAGGGAAUUUGGUAUCGGCUAAAGUGUAUGUGCCGACUAAGAAUGCGAAGAAGGCGGCUAACAGAACUGAGAGUCAAGUAGUUGAGGCAAUUGAAUCCGUUGCGGUGGCUGAAGCAGUGCCGGAUAGUGUUGGCAACCCUGAAAGUAAUGAUAGUUAUGAGCAAGUUGAAGGACACUCCAUUUACGUUAGAAAUUUGCCGUUAAAUAUGACGGUUGCUCAGUUGGAAGAGGAGUUCAAGAAAUUUGGACCAAUCAAGCAGGGAGGCAUCCAAGUCAGAAACAAUAAGCAGCAGGGGUACUGUUUCGGCUUUGUCGAAUACCUAUCACUAAAUUCAAUGACUAAUGCAAUCCAGGCUUCACCUAUUGCAAUCGGGGGACGUCAAGCUGUUGUCGAGAUAAAGAGAACCACUACCCGAGUUGGUGGCGGCGGUAUUGGAAGACCUAGGAUUCCAUCAAGAAGCGGCUUCCGAAACGAUUCAUUCAGGGGUCGUGGAAACUUCGGCGGUGGUCGAGGCUAUGGUCGAAACAACGACUACGGAACCCGAGGUGAGUUUUCUAUCCGUGGCCGUGGUCCACGCGGCCAUGAAGAAAAUUACCAUCGAGGAAGAGGUAGAGGCGCGGACCGGUCUAGUGUUUUUAAACAAAACGUCGUCGCAACCGAAUGA
Messenger RNA from Lathyrus sativus (Indian pea), 1386 nucleotides. NCBI's taxonomy places the organism in Eukaryota, Viridiplantae, Streptophyta, Magnoliopsida, Fabales, Fabaceae. The record is from the annotation of a GenBank genome assembly.